UCUCUCUAUGACUUCUUGUGGGGAGAGAGAAUUCAAUUUCUCUCCCUAAAACCCAAACACCCCCAGCCCUCCUUCCCCUUUCUCUCUCUAGCCAUAAAAAGGGAAAGGGCAAGGAAGUCCCAAUUCUAGAGAGAGAAAAGCACAAAGCCAAAACAAAAACAGCGUUUUUCCUAUUUAUGUUUUUAUUUUUUUCAACAUUUUCGACUGAGAUCAAACUAUGGAGUUUGUGGGUAAAAUUGUUGAGAAGGAGUUUAAGGGCUACGGUUUCUUCUCAGGAAUCAUCAAAUCCUACGACGCGUCGUCCGGCUUCUUCGAGAUCGUCUACGAGGACGGUGAUUCCGAGGAGCUCGAUUUCUCUGAGGUCUCUUCUCUGUUGAAGCGCUUAGAAGCUGACCCGGCUGAUCACAAGCAACGGCUUGGCCGUAGGCCCAAGAAGCGCCGUCGAGUAGAGCCAAGGAAGCGCGAAGAUCCAGGAGGUGGAGAAGAGUUAGGUAAUUCUAUUUCUCAUACUCGGGCAAUUGCAGAAACGUUAGGGAGAAACAGUGACGGUGUUGUAGAGGCAAAUGGGAAUUUCGAUAUGAAUCGGAAUGUUGAUUUGAAUGAUGGAUUUGUUGGGAAUUUGAGAGAAGUUGAUCAUGUUAAUGGGAAUUUGGGAAAUACGACUUUUGAUUUGAAUGAAGCUCUGGAGAAAGGGAGUGGAGCUGUGGAGACUUUGAGAAAAAAUGGGUCUGUUAUUGGGAGUUUGAAUGGAAAUUGUAGCGUGAAGGAGGCGCUUGGUUUGAAUACUGGGUUUAACUUAAAUUUGAAUGAAGCGUUUGAUUUGAAUGAGGGGGGUGAUACAAACGCCAACGUUUUGGGAAAUUUGAAGAAGAGAGAGUGUAUAGACUUGAAUUUGGAUGUAAAUGAUGAUGUGGACGAGAAUACGUGGGAGGCUGAUUUGGGUAUUAGUCACACUGAUAGACAGAUGAAGGAAUGUGGGUUUGAUUUGAAUUUUGGGAUUGAUGAGGAAAUUAAGGAUGAAGCAGAUGGUGAUUGUGGAGGAGAAGCAAAGGAAAGUGUAUCACGUGAGAUGGUUAAAGAAGGGAGUCAAAACAUGGAUGAUGCAAGUAGGGCUUUGGAGAGAAUUCAUAAUCAAGGUGCUAUUGCCGAUGGGACAUUGCAAGAAGUUCGUGUCGUGAAUGAUUCAUAUGUAGGGUUGGCUACGGGAAUCUGGAAGAAGGAUAUUAUUUCUGGUGAAGAUUACAGGUUUGGUAAUUCUGUUGAAGUGCAGGAUGCCAAAACUAUUAAAGAGGACUCUGCUGAGGUAGUUGAUUGGAACCAAGGUGAUGUGAGUAGUGCUAAUAAAGAAGGGAGUGGUGGGAGGAGGAGGAGGGGGAGGAGGAGAAGCAUUGCCAAUAGUUUGAAUUCUGCCCCAGAAACAACAAUAUUUACAGAUGCUACAGUAAUUUAUGGGAAUGAAGGUGAGAUAAGAAGUGUAUAUAAAGAAAAGAAUUGUAAUCAGAGGAGGCAGAGGAGGGGAAAGCUUGUUGAUACCUCAAGUUCUACACUGGAAACAGCGUUCAUCGUAAAUGACGAUGUUGCCAAUAAAGAUUGUACUGUGGUAAGUGAUGGGAAGCAAGGUGAUAUGGGGAGUGCAUAUAAAGAAGUGACUGGUAGUUGUAGAAAGAGAAUAAAGUUUUCAGAUCAUGUGAAUGUCACACCACAAAUGACAGUUCUGAGGAGGAGUACUCGUCGGGGUUCUGCUAAAAAUGAUAUUUCAACCCCAACUGCAUUAAGUACAGUCCAAGAUUUAUCUGUGUCUCCGGCUGUUAGUGCGUUAACUGAGGAGGGAUCUGUGAAAUCAUUUCACAAAUGGCCUCAAGAGUCUGUGGUUCUUCCUCCAAAGGUGCAACUGCCACCUUCUUCACAGAAUUUGGAUUUGGAUGGUAUUUCAAUAAUUGACUUUUUCUCAGCUUAUGCCUGUCUAAGAUCAUUUAGUACAUUAUUGUUCUCAAGUCCCUUUGAGUUGGAGGAAUUUGUGGCAGCUUUGAAGUGCAACUCUCCUAGCUCAUUGUUUGAUUGCAUUCAUGUUUCCAUUUUGCAAACUCUAAGAUUGCAUUUGGAAUACCUCUCAAAUGAAGGUUCUGAAUCUGCUUCUAUUUGCUUGAGGAGUCUUAACUGGGGUUUGCUGGACUUGAACACAUGGCCUGUUUUCAUGGUCGAGUACUUCCUAAUCCAUGGUUCUGAUUUGAAACCUUGCUUCAAUUUUAGUCACUUGGAGCUAUUAAAAAAUGACUACCACACACAGCCUGUGUCUGUGAAAGUUGAGAUACUGCGAUGUUUAUGUGAUGGUAUAAUUGAGACGGAAGCCAUUAGGUCAGAGCUUAAUAGAAGAUCUUUGGGAGCUGAGUCUGACCUGGACUUUGAUCGAAAUAUGGGUGUUGGAGCUUUCAAGAAAAGAAGGGCUGGAACUGGGAUGGUCAUCUCAGCUGGCUCUUGCUUAACUGAGGAGGCUGUUGAUGACACCACUGACUGGAAUAGUGAUGAAUGCUGUCUUUGUAAGAUGGAUGGGAGCUUAAUAUGCUGUGAUGGUUGUCCUGCUGCCUUUCAUUCAAAGUGUGUAGGUGUUGCCAAUGAUUAUUUGCCAGAGGGUGACUGGUUCUGCCCUGAGUGUGUCAUCGACAGGCAUAAGCCUUGGAUGAGACCUCGAAAGUCACUUCGAGGGGCGGACCUAUUGGGGGUUGAUUGUUAUGGUCGGGUUUUUUUUAGCAGCUGUGGUUAUUUAUUGGUGUCAGAUUCAUGUGAAACUGAAUCCUCAUUUAGUUAUUACCACAGAGAUGAUCUUAUUGCUGUUAUUGAAGUGCUGAGGUCUUCAGAGACGGGUUCUAGCAGCAUAUUGGAGGCAAUCCAGAAGCAUUGGGAUAUCCCUGUUAAUUUAUGUGGAGCAAGUGGUAAUCUGGAUUUAUGCUUAGAUAUGUGCAUGCCUCCAGCUGUGUUGGCAUCUUCAGAAACGUGUACAAUUAAAAAUGAGACUAAUGAUGAAAGAAAACCAGAAGAAAAGUUUAGUACAGUAUGUUCUGGUCAAAUUAAUUUUGAGGUUUCAAAGUCUUCGAGUCAAACAUGUGUGAGUUCUGAAGGAUCAGCUGAAACAACCCAAACAAGUUUACGGAAUCGGAAUUUUCAAAAAGAAGGGCUCGAUUGUUCAAAUAGAUCUGCUGAUUUCUUAAAUGAAUCUGAUAUUCAAGGGAAGUUCCCACUCAUGGGAGGCAAUUUGUUGACGUCAUCCUGUUUGGAUUUAAAAAGCAAGAGUGUAAUAGGAUCUGUAGCUAAUGUACACCUUUCAUCAGCUUUAGAUCCAACAAACAGGAAUGCGUCACUAGUGCAGCUGGGAACUGGUUACAUGAACUAUUACAGUUUUGGUUAUAUAGCUUCAUCAAUUGCAGAAGAAUUGAUGCGUAAGUCAGCAGACAAAACCAUGGAGAACUCUAUAAAAACAGAUGAGGAAAUCAUUUCAGCACAGAUGAAGAUUAUUUCGAAGAGAACUGCCAAGUUUUGUUGGUCAAAUAUUCCAAGACUGAAUGUUGAUGUGCAGAAAGAAAAAUGUGGGUGGUGCUUCACUUGCAGGGUUUCUUCUGAUGAAAUAGGUUGCUUGUUUAAUAUGAGUUUGGGUCCAGUUCAGAAAGGGCCAGUGGAUGAGGUUGUUGGCCUUCCAUCAAAAAGGAACAAGAAAGGUCAUCUUGCAGAUAUAAUGAGAUAUAUUCUCUUGAUUGAAGGCAGGUUGCAGGGGCUUCUGCUAGGUCCAUGGCUGAAUCCACAUUAUAGCAGGCUUUGGCGUAAAACUGUUCUUAAUGCAUCAGAUAUUGUAUCCGUGAAACAUUUACUUCUCAUAUUAGAGUCAAAUGUGCAUCAGCUGGCACUUACAGGGGAGUGGUUGAAACAUGUGGAUUCUGCCACCACUAUGGGUUCAGCUUCUCAUAUUGUCACAGCUUCAACGCGUGCUUCUUCAAAGAAUGGAAUUGGCAGGAAGAGGGUUAGGUACUCAGAAUUUGAUUCUAAUCCUUCUUCAAAAUCUGCCAGUGGAUUAGGUAUGUUAUGGUGGAGGGGUGGUAAGCUUUCUCGCCGGUUAUUCAGUUGGAAGGUUUUACCUCGCUCCUUAGUGUCCAAGGCUGCCAGACAAGCUGGAUGUGUGAAGAUACCAGGUGUGUUAUAUCCUGAGAAUUCAGAUUUUGCAAAGAGGAGCAAAUAUGUCUCUUGGCGAGCUGCAGUGGAGUCAUCAACUACUGUAGAACAGCUUGCUUUGCAGGUUAGAGAGCUUGAUUCUAACAUCAGGUGGGACGAUAUUGGAAACACAAAUCUGCUGUCAAUGGUGGACAAGGAAUUUAAAAAAUCAAUCCGGCUAUUCAAGAAAGUAAUUGUCCGUAGGAAGUGCAUGGAAGGAGAUGGGGCAAAGUAUCUUCUUGAUUUUGGCAAGAGGAAAAUUAUUCCUGAAAUCGUUUUAAAGAAUGGAUCUGUGGUUGAAGAAUCCUCCAGUGAGAGGAAGAAAUAUUGGUUGAAUGAAUCAUAUGUACCAUUGUAUCUCUUGAAAAGUUUUGAAGAGAAAAGAAUUGCCCGCAGAUCUAGUAAGAUGAGUCCUGGGAAACCUUCUGAUGCUGCUGUAGUAGUGAAGAAGCCCUCAAAGAAAAGAGAUUUCUCAUAUCUUUUUGCAAAAGCUGAAAGAUCCGAGUACCAUCAGUGUGGUCACUGUAACAAAGAUGUUCCAAUCAGGGAGGCUGUGUGCUGUCAGUAUUGCAAGGGAUUUUUCCAUAAAAGGCAUGUGAGGAAGUCAGCUGGUUCCAUCACUGCUGAAUGUACAUAUACAUGCCACCGAUGCCUUGAUGGGAAAUAUGUGAAAAUUGACUUAAAAACGGGCAAGAGUUAUGGAAAAAGAGGGAAAAAUAACAAGAAAAAUAUGAAAGUUCAGCAUCAAAAGUCAAAAAAUGCCUCUGUGGGUUGCAGGUCAGCGCGACUUAAAAACGGUAAAAAAGCUGUGAAAGGCCCGUGGUCGCUACGAUCACGAAAAAAAAAGAAAGUUGCUGUUGUUGUACCUCUUCGUCGUUCUCCUAGGAAAGCUAAAUACAACAACUCUUUGCAUAAUAAGAAAGUUGGAGGAUGCAAGAAAGAUAAACAGGUCAAAUCCAAAAAAGCAACAUAUAAGAAACCAACAAGUGUUGCUUCAUGGCGCAAGAAGAGGACACAGACUUGUCAUAGUUACUGGAUUAAUGGUCUUCUGUUGUCUAGAAAGCCAGAUGAUGAACGUGCGGUGCAUUUUAAGAGUAAAAAUUUUAUUGCCCCUUCCAACAACGACAUACUUCAUCAACCCAAAUGCCAUCUUUGCUGUGAAGUUGUAUACACAUCUACCUUGAAUUAUAUUUCUUGCGAGAGGUGUGGUGAGUGGUUUCACGGAGAUGCUUUUGGACUUGAUGUGGAGAACAGCCAUAAGCUUAUUGGAUUUAGGUGCCACAUGUGCCGAAAUAGUACCCCUCCUGUUUGCCCACUAUUACCAACCACAAGAAGACAUGAUAUUCAGAAUGAACUCUCUGAGGAAGCAAUCAAUGCUGUCUCACAAAGUAAGGGAGUGCAAAAUGAUGCUCGGAAUGAACUUUCAGAGGGAGCAACAAAUAAUGGCCCGCAUCAAAGUGAGAUAGUGCAAAAUGAUGUUCAGAUUGAAGUUUCUGAGGAAGCAACCACUGUCCUGCAUCUAAGUGAGAUAAAUUCAUUGCGAGAGUCGCUUGCAAAUGACGAUCAAUGUUCACUUCUUGUUGAUGAGUCUGUUCAAAAGGAGGAGCAGUUAGUUACUACACUGGAUUCAGAUCAGAGUUUUGCGCCUGGAUCUAGGUUUGAAGUGGGCAAAGGGCAGUUACUCGAUUAUGUGAAGGAGGAUACUGGUGCAACUCAAAUUUCUAACAAGAAAUUGAAUCCAGAACUUAUAUCAUGUAAUGGAAAUCAUAUGCUUAAAGAGAGCACAAUUGAUUCGGGACAAGAUGCUGUUGUAACUUCAUCUGAUCAAAUGCAAAAGCUCUUCCCACAAUGUGAUGUGGAUGUGAUAAACUGAACUGGCACCAUCAGGGUGUGAAUGUGUAAGGGAUAGCUGAUCAACCCCCAUCUUGAAGUCAUCAAUUGAUGGAGCCCUUGUUGAUUCCAUUGAGUUGAAUCCAAUUUAUUUAUGAACUGAAGUAUAAGGGGAGGGAGGAAAUCAAGUGUUGAUUUGAUCUGUAGGCCUUCAUUUAAUUGGUGAAACAAGAAACUGUAGAGGCUAGAGUUAUUUGUAAAUCUUCUAAUAUUGUUGAAAUUCAUGGUAGAAAUUUAAAAGUGAAACUGGGUUGAUUCAUUUGAAACUGAGAAAUAAAGAGUUUCAUUGGGGCUGUCGUUUCUUU
This is a messenger RNA of Hevea brasiliensis (rubber tree), 6392 nucleotides long. RefSeq names its product DDT domain-containing protein PTM. The record is from RefSeq and is a predicted model, not a curated record. Lineage: Eukaryota; Viridiplantae; Streptophyta; Magnoliopsida; Malpighiales; Euphorbiaceae. The transcript is spliced from 9 exons. The coding region runs from base 218 to 6070 and encodes 1950 amino acids.